Molecule: messenger RNA, 1658 nt
Organism: Lathyrus oleraceus (garden pea)
Lineage: Eukaryota; Viridiplantae; Streptophyta; Magnoliopsida; Fabales; Fabaceae
Product: serine/arginine-rich splicing factor SR34A
Exons: 15
Coding region: 599-1420 (273 amino acids)
Cellular component (GO): cytoplasm; nucleus
Molecular function (GO): mRNA binding
Source: RefSeq, a predicted model, not a curated record
GAUCCAUAAAUUUCAACCCUAAUCCCAUACAUCAUUCUCUUCGCACUCUCGAAUUUGCAAGGAUCUGUUUCCAGCUCCGGCUUCACUUUCGCGAAGGCUCGAUUGGGUACUCAAGCUGUAAUCUUUCUGAAGGUAAUCUCCAAAAGUGAUUAGGGUUUCAUUUCACCCGGGUGAAAUAUGCAUAGAGGUUGAAGAAGCUGGUAAAGGGUUUUAUAGUUCAGAUAGUGAGGGUAUAGAAAUGUAGUACCAGUUCAUGUCCAAGAGAAUCAGUAGAUAAAACAAGUGUAUAUGAACACACUAAGGGAUGACAAGCGCUUGGACAAAAAUGAGCUUUGCAAUCAAACAUAGGAAUAUAGAGUGGGAGUGGGAGAAUCGGGGUGGAGUUGUGGUUAUUUUUUUAAAUAAUUGGAGAUUCUUCCUCACUCUCAGAAGGUGUGUAUGCCUGCUAGUGUUCUGGAAAGGAUGAGGAGAUCAAAUUUAUUUUCAAUAUUGUUAUUGCUUUGGAGCAUCUUGGAGCAAAUGAGCAAUGGAGCUUGUGGAGCAUGGCUCACCUCAAGGAUUGCUCUAUUGACGAAUUGUGUAAUUUCUCCAAUCAGAUAUGAGUAGUCGCUUUUCUCGCACAAUCUAUGUUGGGAACCUGCCCUCUGAUGUAAGGGAAUCAGAAAUUGAUGAUCUAUUUUACAAGUAUGGCCGCAUAAUGGAAAUUGAAUUGAAAGUUCCUCCUCGCCCUCCAUGUUAUUGUUUUGUUGAGUUUGACAAUGCUCGAGAUGCAGAAGAUGCAAUUCGGGGUAGGGAUGGUUACAACUUUGAUGGUUGUCGAUUAAGGGUUGAGCUUGCCCAUGGAGGUAGAGGGCCAUCAUCAAGUGAUCGACGGGGGUAUGGUGGCAGUGGUGGCGGAGGUGGUGCAGGAGGAGGUGGUGGUGGUGCUGGUGGGGGCCGAUUUGGUGUCUCACGCCAUUCUGAAUUUCGAGUUAUUGUUCGUGGACUCCCAUCUUCUGCUUCCUGGCAAGAUUUGAAGGAUCAUAUGAGAAAAGCUGGUGAUGUUUGUUUUGCUGAAGUUUCCCGUGAUAGUGAAGGGACUUUUGGCCUUGUUGAUUACACUAAUUAUGAUGACAUGAAAUACGCUAUUCGGAAACUGGAUGACACCGAGUUUAAAAAUCCUUGGGCAAGAUCAUAUAUUCGGGUGAAGAAGUAUGAGAGCAGUCGUUCCAGGAGCCGCAGCAGAAGCCCCAGCAGGAGCAGAAGUCCAAAAAGGGCUAAAAGUAGAUCUUUGGAGCGAUCUGUGUCCAGGUCACGAUCUAUUUCUAGAUCCAGAUCAGCAUCACCAAUCAAGGCUUCAAGGCCACGAUCACGAUCACGUUCACCCUCCCGUUCAGUAUCUCCAAGAUCACCGCCCAAGGUUCUGUCAGGGGAUGUUUGAUAUUUAUAUGAAUGGUGAUCUCCAAAGUUCCAGCACACUUCUGGAAAAUAUUGGUGCAAUGUUUGAGUUGAUUUGAAUUGUUUAAUGGAUGAUUAUUAUACCAGAGUUAUUUUCAUGGUUAUCCUGUAGUGUUUAAACUAGACUAGACUUGCUACUGCCAUUUAGUCUUGUUUCUAUUGAACAUGAAUGUCGGAUAUUAGACUGUUUACAGUAAUACUUAGCAUUUUACCAGUGGUAA